AUGGACUUCAAGAAAUUGGAGGAUGUAAUGAGGCAGCCAGAAGGUUUUAGCUUGGUGGAUAAAAAGGAGAAUCUAGUUUCCAACUUCAUGGCUGAUCAAAAACACCACCAAAUUGAUUCUGGUAGUGCCCUUCAAAUGUUUCUUGAUCACAUCCCCAUUAGUUCUAUCCCUGGCAUAAAAAGUUCUCCCGUUGUGGAAUUGAAAAUUGAGGAUAGAGUAAAAGAUGCGAUACAUUUGUUGUUUGAGAAGAAUGUUUCUGGUGCUCCUAUAGCUGAUGUUGUAGAUCCUGAUACCAUUAUUGGAAGGUUUUCGGAUCGGUAUGUGGGGUACAUAGAUUUAGCUGGCAUGGUUCUUUGGGCUCUUGAGGAAUGUGAAAAGGCUCAUAUGCAAACCAGAGGGACUGACGGUGAUGAGAAUGGAAAAAGUAGCAUGUUCACCAUGCUUGAAGAUAAUCCUCAAAUUGGACAAACUAAGGUUGGGGAGUUAGCCAAGUCAUACCUUUGGGAUCCAUUUUUCCCUGUACACUUGGAUGACACACUAUUUCACGUUCUGCUGCUUCUCUCCAACCACCACCGGCUGCAAGUUGUGCCUGUCAUAGAGAGAUCCAGCUUUCAGGGCAUUGGUUUUGUAACACAGAAUGCAGUGAUACAGCUGUUGCUUCAAUCAAGUGGGCUAGAAUGGUUUGAUAGCAUUGCAGACAAGGCUUUAUCUGAGUUUCGUUUUGGAAACGAAGAGCGUGUUGAUCUUGUAUACGGAGAUCGAAGCUUGGCAGAAGCUCUUCAUAUUUUGCGAGAAAGCCGAAGUGGCGUAGUUGCUGUGGUGAAUCGUGAAAAUAACAAGGUUAUCGGUUGCAUAAGGAACAGUGAUGUUUAUCUUUUGUUAGAGAAUAACGAAAUACUUGGUGACAGAAAGAGGCUAACUGCUGGGGAGUUCAUUCACACAGAAACUGCAAAAGAAAACUCUGAUGGCACCUUUGAAAGGGACCUGGGGGCACUAUUCGCAGCCGGAGCUCUUCAAUUGAGAAACAACUUCCUUCCGAAAAUGGACUCGCCAGUUAGUACCAAAAAGAGCAACACUCUCAAGCAAGCCAUGAAAGACUUGGCGGAGACCAAAGGCUGUUUUUGCUUUCUAGUAAAUGAUGCACAGCAGCCAGCAGGUUUGCUGACAUUGAGAGACGUCAUCAUUCAAUUUGCCCCACCAUGUAUAGAUUCGAAUAUUCAUGGAGGUGGUUUCUUUGAAUCUGCUCUAGAACAGACAGGGUGCCAAGUUAAGAAUGGAACUGUCAUUUGUGAUCAUUGA
Molecule: messenger RNA, 1299 nt
Organism: Populus euphratica (Euphrates poplar)
Lineage: Eukaryota; Viridiplantae; Streptophyta; Magnoliopsida; Malpighiales; Salicaceae
Product: SNF1-related protein kinase regulatory subunit gamma-1-like
Exons: 7
Coding region: 1-1299 (432 amino acids)
Source: RefSeq, a predicted model, not a curated record